AUGGAUAGAGGCAUGGAUGGAGGCAUGGAUGGAGGCAUGGAUGGAGGCAUGGAUGGAGGCAUGGAUGGAGGCAUGGAUGGAGGCAUGGAUGGAGGCAUGGAUGGAGGCAUGGAUGGAGGCAUGGAUGGAGGCAUGGAUGGAGGCAUGGAUGGAGGCAUGGAUGGAGGCAUGGAUGGAGGCAUGGAUGGAGGCAUGGAUGGAGGCAUGGAUGGAGGCAUGGAUGGAGGCAUGGAUGGAGGCAUUGAUGGAGGCAUGGAUGGAGGCAUGGAUGGAGGCAUGGAUGGAGGAAUGGAUGAAGGAUUGGAUGGAGGCAUGGAUGGAGGCAUGGAUGGAGGCAUGGAUGGAGGCAUGGAUGGAGGCAUGGAUGGAGGCAUGGAUGGAGGCAUGGAUGGAGGAAUGGAUGGAGGAUUGGCUGAAAGGUUUGUACGGAUGAAGGAAGCGGAGGCUGCUGGUUUCUGGAAGAGAGCGGUGCUGGUUGGUGCUGAUUGGCAUGAUGCGGCGGUGGGGGUUGUGGGGCGACGCCAGGUGUGCUGCCAGCAGAGACAGCUGGAAACCGUUCAGCCAAUCAGCAGGUGCCAUGUGGCGCUUGGUGCCGUACCGCUGGCGAGCCCAGACCUGCCGGGUGAUAGGUGA
Messenger RNA from Closterium sp. NIES-65, 633 nucleotides. NCBI's taxonomy places the organism in Eukaryota, Viridiplantae, Streptophyta, Zygnematophyceae, Desmidiales, Closteriaceae. The record is from the annotation of a GenBank genome assembly.